CAUCAAUGAAAUGCCAAAAUCGGGCCGAACUUUAUACGGAAAAUAUAUUUCUCUACGUUUCCAUAUAUGCCACACAUUUCCGCGGGCUAUGCCUUCAAUACCUCAGCCAAACAUUUGCGGCGAAGUAUAGCAACGAAAUGAGACAAUUAGUGUCCAUAAGUCAAGACUUGGUCGACAAAACGGCCGAUAGGAUAGCCAUCGGCAGUAUUGCACUGUUUAGACGCCUCGACCCAAACACCAACCAAUCCCUGGAUCUCUAUUAUCAUCACUUCUACUAUUACUACACAAUUAAUAUGACAUUUAUAUUUGAUAAAUACGUGACACAUUUAUUGGGCACUUAUUUCGACAGCAAAUAUCACGUUAUAAUCCACGGCAAGAGUAGUGACGCGUACCGAUCGUUAGGGCAAUACAUAUACGGAUUGUUUCAAUACGACCCGUCAUUUGGAGACUCGAGAAAAGCGUUCAAACCUGUUGUCAAUUACGACCAAAUAAAGCCAUUAAUACCCGAUAUAUUGCAAAUUCAUUUGAGUAAAAUAGUGUGCACCCUGUGUUCAACCCAGGACAAAUUCCGUGGCGAUCCCCUCCCCCUUCUAUUCGCAUUCAAUAUGAAAUACGAUAAAUACAAAAACAAAUGGCAUUUAUUGAUUGUCCACGAAUUGAAACAAAACAAUAUGACAUACAGUGAGACAAGUCUUGGUAAGAGUGUUGGCCCACAGCUAUACUUCCCUUUCUAUCAAUUGGUUGACGAAAUGUUUGGCCCAAAAGAUUUGUAUAACUAUUCAAACGCCGGCUUUAAUAAGAUUAUCGGCGCAUACUUUGUGCCCUUUAAAAGCAGCCAAUGGCCACAUAUUGUCGCUAAUAAUAUACAUGAUAAAAGUGAUGAUAAGAAUUUGUAUGAUUACAACAUGGUCAAUUAUUCUGUGAAAUUUAAACAUGGUGAAAAAUGGGUUUGGUAUAAAGAGGAUAAACACUUUGAGCCCGCGGAAAUGUGUGGCAUAUAUGGAUCUCAAGUGAUAGAAGACUUGGAUUUCAAUCAAAUGAUGAAUAAAUUCAAUGAAAUGAAGGUUUUCUGCGAAACGAUAGACAAAAUGCAAUGUAUUUUGAAUACAAAUUAUAGUGAUUUGAAUGAAACCAUUGAAUCAUUCAAUGAAAUUAAUAUUAUUGAUUGCAAACCAUUGAAAAUUAUUGAUAAAAUGAUUGGAAAUAUUAACUCAAUUAAUAAUAAUAAUAAGUAUUUCCACUGUUUUUGGCCCAAUUGUCACUUCAAUACUAAAUAUAAAUUCAGUUUAAGUGAACAUCAAUUAACUCAUUCGGAAGGAAAACUAUUUAAAUGUAAUUAUAAUAAUUGUGAUAAAAGCUAUAAAAGAUUCGCCCAUUUAUAUGAUCACAAAAAUAGCGUUCAUUUAAAUAAAAGAAUUAAAUGUGAUGUCAAAGACUGUAACAAAACAUUUACCAAAAAACAUCAUUUAAAUCAACACAAAAGUUGUGUUCAUUUGAAACAAAAGGCAUUUAAAUGUGAUGAAGAAAAUUGUGGCAAAAGUUUUGGCGUAAAAUCACAUCUGAUUGAACACAAACGCAUUCAUUUGAGCGAAAAACCACUUAAAUGUGAUUUUAAUGGUUGUAACAAAUGUUUUACACUAAAGAAACAUUUAACUAAACACAGGAAUAGCGAUCACUUGAAUAUUAGAUUUGUUUGUGAUGUCAACGAUUGUAAUACAAGUUAUAAAACAAAACAGCGAUUAAAUCAACACAAAAGUUGUGUUCAUCUGAAGGAAAAGCCAUUCAAAUGUGUUGAAGAAAAUUGUGGCAAAAGUUUUGGUUUAAAACAAUAUUUAAAAUCACACCAACGGAUACAUUCGGGAGAAAACCCAUUUGUUUGUGAUUUCAACGAAUGUAACAAAAGUUUUGCAGUAAAACAAUACUUAACUCUACAUAAACGUAUACAUACGGGAGAAAAAUCAUUUUAUUGUCCUCAGAGUUGUAUUGAUGGACAGGAGUUU
Messenger RNA from Medioppia subpectinata, 2000 nucleotides. NCBI's taxonomy places the organism in Eukaryota, Metazoa, Arthropoda, Arachnida, Sarcoptiformes, Oppiidae. The record is from the annotation of a GenBank genome assembly.